GGCUCCGUUCAACCAACAAAAUACGAACAUUUUAGACCAUUGGCAUGGUUUUCCUCACACGGCAAACCAGUUUGGGUACCUCAAUUUUCCAUGGAUGAAAACCAGAUGGGUCUUCCAAAAACUGAGCCCCCACCUUCCCAAUUGGGCUUCCUCUCUCAUCUUCCCCUUCAAACCCUCAACUUCCCGACACCCUUCUUCAGAAACUACAAGAUUUGUCCUCAACCAUGUAGACAUAACCCUCCUCCUCUCCAUUUGUGGAAGAGAAGGCUAUCUCCAUCUGGGUACUUCCCUCCAUGCCUCAAUCCUUAAAAACCCUGAGUUUUUGGGUCUCAGUAAUCCUUUUACGUACCGAAAUGCACAGGUUGUUUGGAAUUCUCUUUUGAGCAUGUACUGCAAAUGUGCUGAAUUAUGGGCUGCAGCCAAAGUGUUUGAUCAAAUGCCCAUGAAAGACACUAUAUCGGGGAAUUCGAUGAUUUCUGGGUUGUUGAGAAAUGGGGAGUUAGAAAUGGGGUUUAAGUAUUUCAAAAGAAUGUGCGAUUCUUAUACAUAUCCCAUUGAUCAUGCAAGCUUAACUACGGUUUUAUCAGCUUGUGAUGGACCGGAUUUACACUAUGUUAAUAAGAUGAUUCAUGGAUUAGUGUUUUUAAAUGGCUAUGAGGGGCAUAUUUCAGUGGGGAAUGCUUUGGUAACAUCAUAUUUUAAAUGUGAGUGUUUUGACUUGGGAAGGCAGGUUUUUGAUGAGAUGAUUGAGAAGAAUGUUAUUACUUGGACAGCUGUAAUAACAAGUCUUACACAAAAUGAAUUUUAUGAGAAAAGUUUGGAGUUGUUUGUGAAAAUGCGGCGUGGAUUAGUGGAACCCAAUUUUUUGACGUAUUUAAGUGCAUUGUUAGCGUGUUCUGGUAUGCAGGCCCUCAGGGAAGGAUGUCAAAUUCACGGGCUGUGUUCGAAGUUGGGAAUUCAAUCAGAUUUGUGUGUUGAAAGUGCAUUGAUGGAUAUGUACUCAAAAUGCGGUAGUGUAGAAGAUGCAUGGCAAAUUUUUGAGUCUGCUGAGGUUCUUGAUGAGGUUUCAUUGACUGUGAUUCUGGUGGGAUUUACACAAAAUGGGUUUAAGGAGGAGGCUAUUCAGAUUUUUGUGAAGAUGGUAAAGGAGGGAAUGGAGAUUGAUGCAAACAUGGUUUCAGCUAUUCUUGGGGUGUUUGGCAUUGACACUUCGUUGGCUCUUGGUAAGCAAAUUCACACAUUAGUCAUCAAAAGGGGCUUCAUUUCUAAUCCCUUUGUCAGCAAUGGGCUAAUCAACAUGUACUCCAAGUGUGGUGAUUUGCAGGAGUCUCUUAGAGUUUUUGAUCGGAUGCAUCCGAGGAACCUCAUCUCAUGGAAUUCCAUGAUUGCAGCUUUUGCUCGUCAUGGGAAUGGCAUCAAAGCACUUCAACUAUAUGAAGAAAUGAGAUUUGAAGGAGUAGAGCCAACCGAUGUUACAUUUCUAUCUUUGCUUCAUGCAUGUAGUCACAUUGGUUUAGUAGAUAAGGGCAUGGAGUUCUUAGAAUCCAUGGAUAGAGUCUAUGGGAUCAGUCCAAGAAUGGAACAUUAUGCUUGUGUUGUUGACAUGUUGGGCCGAGCAGGGCUUUUAAAUGAAGCUAAGGUAUUUAUUGAGGGACUUCCUGUAAAGCCAGGUAUACUGGUUUGGCAAGCAUUAAUUGGUGCUUGUAGCUUUCGUGGUGAUUCUGAAAUGGGAAAGUAUGCAGCUGAUCAGUUGUUUUUGUCUGCACCUGAUAGUCCAGCACCUUAUAUUUUGAUGGCCAAUAUUUAUUCUUCUGAAGGGAGAUGGAAAGACAGAGCGAGAACUAUUAGGAGAAUGAAGGAGAUGGGAGUGGUGAAAGAAACGGCGGUAAGUUGGAUAGAGAUUGAGAAGGAGGUCCACAGCUUUGUUGUUGCUGAUCAAAUCCAUCCACAAGGUGAAAGAAUUUAUGGUGUCUUGUUAGAGCUGUUUAGACACAUGCAAGAUGAAGGAUAUGUGCCAGAUAAAAGGUUUAUUCUAUUCUGUUUGGAUGAAAAGGAUGGAGUCAGUAUGUGCUAUUAAUUCGUAUGUGGAUUCUGAUGAUUAGUACUGAAAAGUGGACAAACAGAUGGCGACAAAAAUGUUAAUUCCGUGGUCGUCGCCAUUCUGUGCUUACCAAAGGUCUCUUGUCUUCACUGGAAUUUGUGAUAUAAAGUGAGCUGUUAACUGGUGCAUGUUGGCUUAGUGUAUUUGGACACUUGGAUUCUUUUCAAAAUUAGAAAUAGGUAAGUAAUGAGAUCUUGGUUUUGGUCAUCUAUUUGCUGAAUGAGUGAUUAAUAUCAGAGAAGGCUUCAAUUUGAAAUUAAGAAAAAUAAGGAACAGUACAUGGAAGCAGCCAUGGGUAAAUGUGGUGUAAAAGAGCAAACUAGUCACACUUUCUUCAUAAACUUAUGAACAACUAUUGAAGGUUAAUAGGGGCCUUUCAGCUCAACCUAUCACUACAAAUGCACAUCCAAGGCCCUGUUUGUGAGUUGCUAACGUAAAAUCGUGGACCAAACCAGCUAGGAGUUAGCUGGAAUUUGUUGCAAAAUUCCCGACUUUUCUUUUUGCCUCCAGAAAGUAAUGAUGUAAGCAAGUUUUAUGAAAGGAAAAGGAGAGAAAAGGAAAUUCAAGUUCUGCCUAUCCAUAGGUCCGCUUGGUCAGUCUUGGAUCAAGUCCAAAUGAAGAGACAAAACAAACCACAUAUGUCCACGUAGUCAGAUGCGAUGGAGAGAACUCUUCGAGGCCGGGCCGCAAAUGGCAUAUGCAGGAAUGACUGGAGACCAAAGAAAGGUGCAUAUGGUUUGAGAAAGAGCUAACGAUCUUUGAGGGAGGGUUCAAACUUUAAAGUGGGUGGCCUCUGUGUGUAUCAAGUCUAUUUUCUGUGUAAUAACAGCUCUCUGUUGUCUCGUUAUUGAGAAAUCUGCAAGGUACUCUAUACUAGGAGUGAAAUGGGUGUUGAGAAGUUACUUCAUUAGUUCAUUGUACAAACAUAACAGGAAAAAGAAAACAGCGAG
This is a messenger RNA of Ilex paraguariensis (yerba mate), 3051 nucleotides long. NCBI's taxonomy places the organism in Eukaryota, Viridiplantae, Streptophyta, Magnoliopsida, Aquifoliales, Aquifoliaceae. The record is from the annotation of a GenBank genome assembly.